Chelonoidis abingdonii (Abingdon island giant tortoise) is the source of this 684-nucleotide messenger RNA. It is a transcript of the gene DEPP1, whose product is annotated as DEPP autophagy regulator 1. The record is from RefSeq and is a predicted model, not a curated record. Gene Ontology annotation, biological process: regulation of autophagy. Gene Ontology annotation, cellular component: mitochondrion. NCBI's taxonomy places the organism in Eukaryota, Metazoa, Chordata, Testudines, Testudinidae.
AUGAGAGCCAGGCGGCUGAUCUCCAUGACCCACCUGCCUACGAUCAGCGAGACGGGGGACAUGCUGUUUUUGGGAAGAAGCCACGCCCAGGCCGAGGAGCCCCUGGCUGGGCUGGAUGAGUACGUUCAGUCCAUUAGCCAGCUGGCCCAGCCAUCCUCGCUGUCCAGUGGGCUCCCAUGUCCUUGCCAGAGCAGCCAGAACAAGCCUCACAAGCUCCAGAGGGCACGGGCGAAAGUGGCCCAGAGUGGGGUCACACUCCCCAGCCUUGAGAAGGUGCAGGGCAAUGCAGCAUCACUGCAGGACAUCACAGCCCAGUUCAACCAGCAGCACAGACCCCUGGGGCUCACCGGCUGCACUGACCCUCUAGCCUGGCUCUUUGGACUCUCAGAAGCAAAGGAACAGAGCCUAGGACUGCAGAGACGAGUGAGUCCUGCUCCCCGCUCCUCCCAGACGGCCACCGACACAGGCUGCCCAGCAGCCCCCCAGCAGACAGCCCGGGGGAACCUCAGUGCCCCCAGCGACCCUAGCAGUGCAGCCCAGAAACUGAGUGGCCCAGCCUCGCCUCUGGAGCGGAGAUGCCGCUGGCAGCGAUCGCGCAGACGUCCAGCUUUUCCCAGCUGUGUGGUGAGGGGUAGGCCCAGCCGGGCCCAGAGCACCUGCCUACCUGUCAUCUAUGAAUUGUGA